This is a messenger RNA of Nestor notabilis (Kea), 509 nucleotides long. RefSeq names its product lectin, galactoside-binding, soluble, 2 (gene LGALS2). Gene Ontology annotation, molecular function: carbohydrate binding. The record is from RefSeq and is a predicted model, not a curated record. The transcript is spliced from 4 exons. NCBI's taxonomy places the organism in Eukaryota, Metazoa, Chordata, Aves, Psittaciformes, Psittacidae. The annotation marks the transcript as partial.
UGGAUGAGCCACCCUUGGCACUGCGCCUCAUGCGUGUGACUCAGAUGGAUGCUGCUCUUCUGAAGGAUUCCUGCAAGUACUCAGAGUUGUCCAACCUGCUUGGGCUCAGGCUGGAGCCUGAGAAAUUUGAAAUCUUCAACCUGGGUUUGAAGACUGGGGAUAGCCUGAAGAUCAAGGGCAAGAUAUCCAAUGAUGCUGAUGAGUUCAGCAUCAAUCUUGGCAGCAAGUCCUCGGAUCUGGCAUUUCACUUCAAUCCCCGGUUCAAUGAGUCUGUCAUCGUCUGCAACUCCAGGUGCUCUAAUGCCUGGGAGGCAGAGCAUCGUGAUAACCACCUCUGUUUCUCCAGGGGCUCCUCUAUCAAGAUGACUAUUGAAAUGCUGGAAGACAAAUUCCAAGUGAAACUACCAGAUGGGCAUGAAGUGCACUUCCCCAACCGACACUGCUACAGCAAGAUCAGCUACAUGAGUGUCAAGGGAGGCUUCAGGGUCACCUCCUUCAAGUUGGACUGA